Molecule: messenger RNA, 3038 nt
Organism: Drosophila montana
Lineage: Eukaryota; Metazoa; Arthropoda; Insecta; Diptera; Drosophilidae
Gene: Pmp70
Product: ATP binding cassette subfamily D member Pmp70
Exons: 8
Coding region: 63-2063 (666 amino acids)
Biological process (GO): very long-chain fatty acid catabolic process; fatty acid beta-oxidation; peroxisome organization
Cellular component (GO): peroxisomal membrane
Molecular function (GO): ABC-type transporter activity; long-chain fatty acid transmembrane transporter activity; ATP hydrolysis activity
Source: RefSeq, a predicted model, not a curated record
GUGCGUUUGUGCGUGCGUGCGUGUGUGUGUGUGCGAAAGAGUGCAAAUACUUUCGCAAAAAAAUGGCUCCGGCUCUGAGCAAAUUAGCGCAAAACCAGAGCGCCAUCGUCGGCGCGGCUGGCAUGACGGCAGCUCUAUGGAUAAUCGCAUAUGGCAAACUAUCCAAUAACAAGAGGAAAUCGGGCUAUGAGGAUAAAAUUCAGUAUACCAUAUCGGAGAAGAAGGACAAAAAGAAGAGCAAGGCGCACGUGAAUUCAGUAUUCUUUAAACAGCUGCGACAGCUGCUGCCCAUACUCAUACCCAGAUUCUGGUGCAUCGAGACGGGCCUCCUGCUGCUGAUCGCCGGCUCGCUGAUCGGCCGAUCCGUGAGCGACAUUUGGAUGAUACAGAAUGCGACCGUUGUGGAGAGCACCAUAAUACAUAUGAACCGGGCCAAGUUCAAGACGGCUCUGCUUAAAUAUCUCGCUGCUCUGCCGGCUAUUUCGGUGGUCACCAAUGUGCUCAAAUGGAGUCUGGGCGAGCUGAAGCUGCGUUUCCGCACAAACCUAACGCAUCAUCUGUACAGUCAGUACCUCAAUGGCUACACGUACUACAAAAUGUCGAAUCUGGAUAACCGAAUAGCGAACGCGGACCAGCUGCUGACCACGGACAUUGACAAGUUCUGCGAGAGCGCAACGGAUCUGUAUUCGAACAUUAGCAAGCCGGUGCUGGACAUAUUCAUCUAUGUGUACAGGCUGACCGUGAAUCUGGGCGGAAAGACACCGUCCAUAUUGAUGCUCUAUCUGCUGUUUGCGGGCGUUUUUCUGACACGACUGCGUCGCCCAACCGGCCGCCUGACCGUCGAGGAGCAGAAGCUGGAGGGCGAGUUCCGCUAUGUGAACAGCAGGCUGAUCACAAACUCCGAGGAGGUCGCCUUCUACCAGGGCAACGUGCGCGAGAAGCUAACACUGCUCGCCAGCUACUCCAAGCUGCGAUCCCAUCUGCGCAAGUUCCUCGAGUUCCGUGUCAGCAUGGGCAUCAUCGACAACAUCGUCGGCAAAUACUUUGCCUCGAUUGUGGGCUUCUAUGCGGUGUCGCUGCCCUUCUUCUCCGAGAACCAUCCGCUGCUGUCCGGCGAGAACAGCGGCCAGCGUCUGCAGGCCUAUUACACGUACGGACGGAUGCUGGUCAAGCUGGCGGAGGCCAUUGGCCGCCUGGUGCUGGCCGGACGCGAGAUGUCCCGGCUGGCCGGCUUCACGGCCCGCAUGACCGAGCUGAUCAAGGUGCUGAGCGAUCUCAACAAGGGCACCUACGAACGGACCAUGGUCAAUGGCAACAGCAUCACCCAGAAUGGCGGCACCGAUGCGAGCGCCGGCAGCUUUGGCCCCAACAAGGGCGUCAUGUGCUUCGAGGAUAAUAUCAUUCGGUUCGAGCAGGUGCCUCUGGUAACGCCCAAUGGCGAUGUGCUGCUCAAGGAGCUGACCUUUGAAGUCAAAUCUGGCACCAAUGUCCUGGUCUGUGGCCCCAAUGGCUGCGGCAAGUCCUCGCUCUUCCGCAUUCUCGGCGAGCUGUGGCCCACGUGGGGCGGCAAGGUGACAAAGCCAUCGCGUGGCAAGCUCUUCUACAUUCCCCAGCGCCCCUAUAUGACAUUGGGCAGCUUGCGUGAUCAGAUCAUUUAUCCGCACACGCGCGACGAUAUGCGCCGCCUGGGCAAAUCGGACGAGGAUCUGUUGCACUUCCUGGACAUUGUCCAGCUGACAUAUCUGGAGCAGCGCGAGAAUGGACUCGAUGCGAUCGAGGACUGGAUCGAUGUGCUGUCCGGCGGCGAGAAGCAGCGCAUCGCCAUGGCCCGUCUCUUCUAUCACAAGCCGCAGUUCGCCAUUCUGGACGAGUGCACCAGUGCCGUCUCCGUGGAUGUCGAGGGCAAGAUGUACAGCUAUUGCCGCGAGGUGGGCAUCACUCUGUUCACCGUAUCGCAUCGGAAAUCGCUUUGGGUCCAUCACGAUUACUAUCUGCAAUUCGAUGGCCGUGGCAGCUAUGAAUUCGAGCCCAUCGACCAGGACAAGGAGCACUUCGGCUCGUAAGAGCCGCAGUCGCCACAUGGGGCACACACAGACACUACACACUUUGGAUGCCUACACUUUUAUACCUAAUCGAAAUCAACACAGUCCAAGUUCAAGUUUGCCCAUUUUGUUGUUGUUAAAGCUCCUGCUUCACUUGCGACUCCAUUCCCUCGUAAAGGCUUCCAAUCCCCGAGCUGUACAUACUGCUCUAUAUACACUCAUACAUAUAUAUAUCUGAUUAUAUAUAUCUUUUAGUUUCGUGACUUUCUUUUUUUUGGAUUUUCUCUGUUUUUAAUCUUCAGCCGGACUUUUGUAAUUUUGUUCUUCUUCUGCUGCGCGCUUUCCACACAAUAAGAUUUUCAUCUCAAGUCGUUUUCCUUAACUAUCCUGUUCGAGUAAAGCAGCUGGUGUUAGUUAUUUAAGAGCCUAAGGUCGAUUUAUCAAAUUCACUAUUUAGCCAACAUUUAGUAAAUUUACACACACACACACACACACGCGCAACUCCCAUGUAUAUGCACUUGUAAUAUUGUAAUUUAUAUAUUUAAUAUAUUAUUUUUGUUCCCACCACCCCAAAUACAUUUCUCUUCGGUUAAGUUGGAAUUUGUAAUACAAUGUUUUCGUUUUUUUUUUUUUUUCAUUCGCACUUCAGCAACAAUCAAUUGCAUUGUAUUGUUAAUGCUUGCAUUAAAAUGUAUAUACAACCAAAUUAAAAAAAUAAACAGAUGCGAUUUUUUAUUCGAACACAGAACGGGGCCAGAGGCUUUGGCUUCCACGUGAAUUUUAAACACACUAUAGUACAAUAAAUCUGCAAUGACACAAUACAGUGGUCCCUCGCACAGGCGUUUCUAGUUGGCAAGCAUGUGCAUUACUUAAGGCAUAUUUUUCUAUAUAAAAAGUAUAAUUAAUAAAUAUAUAUAUAUACAUAUAUUAAAAAAAUUGUAUGGCUUUUAUUGUAAUGCAAAACGGAAAACAAUAAAUACAACUUUUAAAUGCGAA